Molecule: messenger RNA, 2003 nt
Organism: Gymnodraco acuticeps
Lineage: Eukaryota; Metazoa; Chordata; Actinopteri; Perciformes; Bathydraconidae
Product: low affinity immunoglobulin gamma Fc region receptor II-like
Exons: 4
Coding region: 295-1023 (242 amino acids)
Biological process (GO): cell surface receptor signaling pathway
Molecular function (GO): transmembrane signaling receptor activity
Source: RefSeq, a predicted model, not a curated record
UUCAUUGAUAUGCAAUGUCCCUGCCAAAUAAACAAUUACAAAAUAUAUGUUUCUGCAAAAGCAUUGAAACUCUGAAAGUCAUGAAUGCUUUCAGGUCAGCCUCACAGCACUGAGCAGAAACACACAGUGUCACGUGUUCAGAAACAAGCUGAGCAGGAAGAGGAGGUGUUCAUCUGCAUGUAUUUCAGUCUGAUGCUCAGCCAUUCAGCAGGAAGUCAACAUGGAGGUCACAGCUCUCUGCUUCACCCCGUGUGAGUUUCACUUCUUCCAGUUUACAGAGUAAUAAAAGAGAUAAUGGUUAAUACUCAGUUUCCUUCCUUGGUCUGUUCAGUGAUGCUCAUUGUCCUCGCUGCACAUGUUCAGAACAACGAAGCAGCUUUCCGUAUCGUUCCAACCCGACUGCAGCUCUUUGAACAGGAGCCAGUCUCCUUUCACUGCGAGGGUCUCGACGGCUCCACUCGGCUGAGAGGGAUCAGGGAUGCUGGGGACUUUAUUUCCACUUGUAGUGAGAGGACCCCCGUACUAUACUGCACCAUUAAAAGAGCCUAUAGUGGAGACAGUGGAGAUUACUGGUGUGAGGCUGACGGAGGAGAAAGGAGCCACAGUGUCACCAUCUCUGUCAAUGGUGGCUCUGUGAUCCUGGAGAGUCCCGUCCUCCCUGUGAGAGAGGCCAGCGCUGUGACUCUGAGCUGCAGGAACAAGACGACCACUUCCUCCAUCCUGUCAGCUGACUUCUAUAAAGAUGGCCGCCUCAUCAGGAGCAGCUCCACAGGAAACAUCACCAUCCAAAGAGUUUCUAAAUCUGAUGAAGGACUCUACAAGUGCAGCAUCUCUGACGGUGGAGAAUCACCAGAGAGCUGGCUGGCUGUCAGAGCUGUUCACAGAGAGACGUGUCCCUCCUCGGAUCACUCCCUUCACGUCCUCCUCGUCUUAAGGACUGUGUUCACCGUAGUGAUGGUGGCUCUGCUGCUGCUGCUGGUGGGACUGCUGCAUUGUGGGAAACUCAGGGUCACACAGAAAUAACUCAUGUAAAAAGAUUAGAGUUUGGUCAUCAACACAAUGAACACCACAAGCCGAGGACAUGAUCACUUCUUCAGCGUUGUAUCUCUUCUUCUGCUCAGGUUGAGUGUGAGGUAACUUCUCUGUGUCUCAUGAUGGUACGAGCAGCAGCUGUUAGACUUUCUCACACUCGAGACAAAGUUAAAAACCACAGAGGUACUGACUGACGCAUGCAUUUAUUUUAAAAGGCGAGCUGAGGGUUUGUUGUUCUGAGUUUUAUUUUAGACUCCAGAUACUUUCAGCUUCUCAGACAUGUCUGUAUAAAUAAAUGAAUACAUAAGUAAAGAGGCCUUCAGGGGGAUUUAUAGAAACAAGUAACUUAUAGCAUAUAAUAUAAUUGUGAGGUUUGAACGUGGUAAAACCUGCUAGAUUGUUAGCGUGCUAACUUUGGCUUACAGCUCAAAGGACGGCUGUGAGCCUCAGAGAAACAAGACUGUAGACUGAAAGAGAAAAACUGUUUAUUGGAACAGAAAUCAUGUCAACGUGUUUUCAGUCAACAAAACUAACUUAACUGGUUUUGCAAAACAUCAUAUAAUUAAAACAUAUCACCUUAAAAUUAAACAUUAUCUCUCACAGGACAUUAAAAACAUAUUUGGAAGUUAACAUGGCCGUAAGCAAAUAUCAAAAUUGUACAUCAGUACAUGUACAUACACAAAUAAAACACAUUUGUACAUCUUAACUACAUAAACUUGAAGUGAAUUACAUUUUGGCAAUUUACACGGACAGCAAUACAAAACAAAUAACUUUUAUUUGAUGAUUUGCAUUAGCUCACAUUUUGUAUUAAAAAGAGUGGAAUAUUUGAUAGUGAUAUUUAGCACGAUAAAAGAGUAGAUUUAGUCAAAUCUAAAAGCAGUGGCAGCAAAAUAAAGGCAGUUCACCUCAAAACAUGUUUGAACUGUUAAAUAAACCUGAAUAGUAAAAGUAAAGUGUGUGAUUCUAUAAAA